Molecule: messenger RNA, 1125 nt
Organism: Eimeria mitis
Lineage: Eukaryota; Apicomplexa; Conoidasida; Eucoccidiorida; Eimeriidae
Source: RefSeq, a predicted model, not a curated record
AUGUCUGCUGUUGCUGGGGAGCGUCGAGAUGUUGCUGUGGGGGGUUCUCCUCCUGGCCUUUGUGUGGAUGCCAGCAGCAGCAGCAGCAGCACGGACACGGACGAGCAGCAGCAGCAGCAGCAGCAGCAGCAGCAGAAGCAACAGCAGCAGCAGCAGCAGCAACAGCAGCAGCAGCAGCAGCAUCAAGAUCUUUUUGAAGCCAGGCCUGCUGCUGCAGCUUCUGCUUCUCUCGCGGCUAUACCGCCGCAUGCUGCUGCUGCGAGUACACAGCCAGCUCACACCAGCAGAGAAGCAGCAGCAGCAGCAGCGGCAGCAGCAGCAGCAGUGUCAGCAGCAGCAGCAGCACAAGCUCCCGUUGCUCCCGCUGCUGCUGCUCCUGCUGCUGCUGCUGCAUGCACUCCUGCUGCAGUCAGCGCAGCAGCAACGCAUGCAGGCGCCAACGCAGCUGCAGCAGCUCAUUGUGUGGGGGCAGCAUCGAAGACCCCGGCAUUAGCAGCAGGUGCUGCUGAUGCAGCAGGCGUUGCUCCCGCUGCUGCUGCUCCUGCUGCUGCUGCUGCAUGCACUCCUGCUGCAGUCAGCGCAGCAGUAACGCAUGCAGGCGCCAACGCAGCUGCAGCAGCUCAUUGCGUGGGGGCAGCAUCGAAGACCCCGGCAUUAGCAGCAGGCGCUGCUGAUGCAGCAGCAGCAGCAGCAGCAGCUGCAGCAGCAGCAGCAGCAGCAGUGGAGUCUGCUGUGUCUCCCGGUGCUGCAUGUACCGCAUCAGCAGCAACAAAAGCAGCAGCAGCAGCAGCAGCAGCAGGUGUUGCUGUUGCUUCGUGGACGUCUGCAUCGUGCACGGGUGAGGAAGCAGCAGCAGCAGCAGCAGCAGCAGCAGCUGCUUCGCGGCAGCACUCACGCAGCACAGGGUCUCUAUCGAGAGACACGGGAGAAGCACAGAGAGAGCUGGCGCUGCAGGAGCAGCAGCUGCGGCAUGAGCUGGAGGUGCAGCAGCAGCAGCAGCUGCAGCAGCACAAGCAGCAGAACUGUCGCUUUACUCUCCCCCAUACAAUCACAGUAAUGGAGAGAGAAGAUGCUGCAGAUAUGCCAGAAGCAGCAGCAGCAGCAGCCCCCAUACAAUCACAGUAA